Molecule: messenger RNA, 1927 nt
Organism: Schistosoma haematobium
Lineage: Eukaryota; Metazoa; Platyhelminthes; Trematoda; Strigeidida; Schistosomatidae
Exons: 1
Coding region: 809-1543 (244 amino acids)
Source: RefSeq, a predicted model, not a curated record
UGUUGUUGGAUUUAAUUUAUUAACAACUGACACUGUCUACACUGAAUAGGAAAUAAUUUUAAGCAUUUCAAUUAAAUGGAAAAUAUAAAAACCUAGAGGUGAACAAUGCAACAUUUUGAUGACAAACUCAAAUAGCAAUUGUUGUACUUGAGUUUCAUAAAAGUGAAAAAAAAUACUAGAAUGGGUAGAUGGAGAGUUGGAUAGAAAAAGAUACAUAUAAAAACCUGUAAGAAUUCAAAGUUUGUGAGAUGAAUGAAUGCAGUUAAAAUUUAUUUCCUGACGUACUUCCCAAAUAUUAUUAAAAUGAUACUGUUAUCGAUAAAUAGGUUAAGUAGGGUUUAAUGUAUCUUAUCUGUUUUCUCUGCUUAUUUAAAAGAUUUUCAAUCGUCAUAGUCACAAUUUCAAGUCUUAAUAACUUAAAAAGAAAAAAAACAGGAGAAAGGAUUGCCUCAAAUAACAGAAAAUUAGUGGAUGCUUGUGUUUUAUAGUGAAUCGAUAAAAACCACAGUGGAGAAUGACAAAAUCCAUGAUAUUACAAAUAUACGGUGGAGUUCGCCAAAGAACGACCUGUCUAAUGUAAACUGUUCAACAUAGGGGUCAAUCAUUCAUCGACCUUUUUUGUAGUAUUCUCAAUAAUUAUUGGAAAUUGAAGUUACGAUAAGUAUCUAUCAGUUAUGACACAUGGAAAAUUUGAAAAAGUACUUCAAAGGUGGAUUGCCUUUUUUGAUAAAUUGUAUUUUCAUUUCUGGUUAGCGUUUUUUUAGCGAGUUUAGACGAUCUGGCCCUUCUAUCCCAAACGCAACAACAGAUGCAGGAGAAGACAAACAGUGUGGCAGCAACAAUAGGUCUCAAUAUACACAAAGGGAAAAGCAAGAUUCUCCGAUACAACACAGAAUGCACCAAUCCAGUCACAAUUGAUGGAGAAGAUUUGGAAGAUGUAAAAACCUUUACGUAUUUGGGCAGCAUCAUUGAUGAACAGGGUGGAUCUGAUGAAGAUGAGAAGGCGCAGAUCGGCAAAGCAAGAGCAGCAUAUUUACAACUGAGGAACAUCUGGAACUCAAAGCAACUGUCAACCAACACCAAGGUCAGGAUUUUCAAUACAAAUGUCAAGACAGUUCUACUGUAUGGGGCAGAAACCUGGAGAACUACGAAAGCCAUCAUCCAGAAAAUACAGGUGUUUAUUAACAAUUGUCUACGCAAAAUACUUCAGAUCCAUUGGCCGGACACUAUUAGCAACAACCUACUGUGGGAGAGAACAAACCAGAUCCCAGUGGAGGAAGAAAUCAGGAAGAAGCGCUGGAAGUGGAUAGGACACACAUUGAGGAAAGCACCCAACUCCGUCACAAGACAAGCCCUCACAUGGAAUCCUGAAGGUCAAAGGAAAAGAGGAAGACCAAAGAACACAUUACGCCGAGAAAUGGAGAUAGACAUGAGAAAAAUGAACAAGAAUUGGAUGGAACUAGAAAAGAAGGCCCAGGACAGAGUGGGUUGGAGAAUGCUGGUCAGCGGCCUAUGCUCCAUUGGGGGUAACAGGCGUAAGUAAGUAAGUAUUUUCAUUUCCGUAAAACAAAGUAAUCACUCUUGACAAUAUAAUGUAUUAUUAAUAAUUAUAUACAAAUUAGACAUUAUAUUUACUUGUAAACGUUGGAAAUUUAUUAUGCUGAGCCAAUGUUAUCUUAGACGUGUUGAGAUUAUAAAACUCACUAUUGCUUCUUUUUUAAUGCAGUGUCACAAGAAACGAAAUAUGCAUUUUGUCAGCUAAACUUAUAAAAAAAAAUAAACCUACUGGCAAAUCUAGAGAGAGAUGAAGGAUUUCCUUCAAAGAAAACAAUUAAGAGAAUAUAAUAAAGGAAAACAUAAGACUAAAAAUAAUAAAAAAAUGUAACCGGGUAGUUAUAACUCAUAGACAUAUUAUUAUUACUAUAUG